Messenger RNA from Penicillium bovifimosum, 2523 nucleotides. RefSeq names its product beta-glucosidase. The coding region runs from base 1 to 2523 and encodes 840 amino acids. The record is from RefSeq and is a predicted model, not a curated record. NCBI's taxonomy places the organism in Eukaryota, Fungi, Ascomycota, Eurotiomycetes, Eurotiales, Aspergillaceae. Gene Ontology annotation, biological process: glucan catabolic process. Gene Ontology annotation, molecular function: beta-glucosidase activity. The transcript is spliced from 3 exons.
AUGGCUCGCAUCGACGUCGAAAAGACCAUCGAGGAGCUAACCCUCGGCGAGAAGGUGGCCCUCACAGCAGGCCAAGACUUCUGGCACACAGCCUCAAUUCCACGCCUAAACAUCCCCGCCCUGCGCAUGUCCGACGGCCCCAAUGGCGUCCGCGGCACACGCUUCUUCAACGGCAUCCCAGCAGCAUGCUUCCCCUGCGCCACAGCCCUCGGCGCAACCUGGGACACCGAGCUGCUGUCCGAGGUCGGCUCACUGAUGGGCGAAGAAGCGAUCGCGAAAGGCACUCACAUCGUCCUGGGUCCCACGAUCAACACGCAACGAUCCCCGCUUGGCGGUCGGGGCUUCGAGUCUUUCUCCGAGGACGGUGUGCUUUCCGGCACGCUGGCUGGAUACUUCUGCAAGUCGAUGCAGGAUAAAGGCGUUGCUGCUACGCUCAAGCACUUUGUCUGCAAUGAUCAGGAACAUGAGCGUCUGGCGGUUAAUAGUAUUGUUACUGAUCGUGCGCUGAGGGAGAUUUAUUUGCUGCCAUUUCAGUUGGCUAUGCGGAUUUGUCGCUCUAAGUGUGUGAUGACGGCUUAUAAUAAGGUUAAUGGGAUUCAUGUUAGUGAGAAUAAGGCUAUUAUUGAUGAUAUCUUGCGAAAGGAGUGGGGGUGGGAGGGUGUUGUUAUGAGUGACUGGUUUGGUACCUACAGCGUUUCUGAUGCCGUCAUUGCUGGUCUCGAUAUCGAGAUGCCCGGUAAGACCCGUUGGCGUGGCGAGGCUCUUGCCCACGCCGUCUCUUCGAAUAAGGUGGCGCAAUAUCAGCUUGACGAGCGCGUGCGCAAUGUGCUCAAUCUGGUUAACUGGGUGGAGCCCCUGGGUAUCCCAGAGGGAGCACCUGAGAAAGCUCUCAACCGGCCAGAAGAUCAGGCUCUGAUGCGCCGUGCCGCCGCUGAGUCUGUGGUACUGAUGAAGAACGAGGACAAUAUCCUUCCCCUGAAGAAAGAUAGCUCUCUUCUGGUCAUUGGACCUAACGCGAAGAUUUCCGCCUAUUCCGGUGGUGGCUCUGCGUCCUUGGCUCCGUACUAUACCGUCACUCCGUUCGAUGGUGUCUCCGCUAAGAGUGAAGGAGAGGUCCAGUUCAGCCAAGGCGUGUAUUCUCACAAGGAUCUCCCGCUUCUUGGUCCGCUGAUGAAGACCGCGGACGGCAAGCCUGGCUUCAUUUUCAAGGUCUACAAUGAACAUCCCGACUCCAGCGAGGACCGACAGGUCGUGGACGAGUUGCACCUGCUCGAAUCAUCCGGCUUCUUGAUGGACUACGUCAACCCCAAAAUCAAGUCCAACACCUACUACGUUGAUAUGGAGGGAACAUACACCCCCGAGGAGAGCGGCGUCUACGACUUCGGCGUGACAGUCGUCGGCACAGGCCGCCUCCUCAUCGACGAUGAAAUCGUCGUCGACAACACCAAGAACCAAAAGCAAGGCUCCGCCUUCUUCGGCACAGCAACCAUCGAAGAGAAAGGCACCAAAGAGCUCACCGCCGGCCAGACCUACAAAGUCCUCUUCCAAUUCGGCAGCGCCCCAACCUCAGACCUCGACACCCGCGGCAUCGUCGCCUUCGGACCGGGCGGCUUCCGCUUCGGCGCCAGCCGCCGCGUAAGCCAAGAAGAGCUCAUCUCCAAGGCCGUCGAGCAAGCCAAAACCGCCUCCCAAGUCGUCAUCUUCGCCGGCCUAACCCUCGAAUGGGAAACAGAAGGCCACGACCGCCAAAACAUGCACUUACCCCCGGGCAGCGACGACCUGAUCAGCCGCGUCCUGGACGUAAACCCCAACGCAGUCGUCGUCAUCCAGUCCGGCACACCCGUCACCAUGCCCUGGGUACAUAAAGCCAAGUCCCUCGUGCAAGCCUGGUUCGGCGGUAACGAGCUCGGCAACGGUAUCGCCGAUGUCCUCUAUGGCGACGUCAACCCUUCCGCAAAGCUGCCACUUACCUUCCCCGUUCGCCUACAGGAUAACCCCUCGUACCUGAACUUCCGCUCCGAGCGCGGCCGCGUCCUCUACGGCGAGGACAUUUACGUCGGUUAUCGAUAUUACGAGAAGAGUGAUGUGGCGCCUGCCUUUGCUUUCGGUCAUGGGCUGUCGUAUACGAGCUUCGAGCGUACCGAUCUGCAUGUCGACACUGUCCCUGAACAGGCUAAGUACGCUGAGUCUGGGGAGCCGGUUACUGUUUCGGUGACUGUGGCUAAUACGGGAGAGGUGGCUGGUGCGGAGAUUGUGCAGAUGUGGGUUUUGCCGCCGAUGACGGAUGUUGGGCGUCCGGUGCGUGAGCUUAAGGCUUUUAAGAAGGUAUUCUUGCAGCCUGGUGAGAGGAAGACUGUGGAGUUGGUUGUUGAGAAGAAGUUGGCGACGAGUUGGUGGGAUGAGGAGAGGGAGCAGUGGAUCUCUGAGAAGGGGUUGUAUAAAGUUCUUGUCACGGGGACUGGGGAUGAGGAGUUGCGGGGUGAGUUUGAGGUUGGGAGGACUAGGUUCUGGCUUGGUUUGUAG